Messenger RNA from Podospora pseudopauciseta, 999 nucleotides. RefSeq lists its product as uncharacterized. Gene Ontology annotation, biological process: mitochondrial glycyl-tRNA aminoacylation. Bases 1 to 999 code for a protein of 332 amino acids. Gene Ontology annotation, molecular function: glycine-tRNA ligase activity. The record is from RefSeq and is a predicted model, not a curated record. Gene Ontology annotation, cellular component: mitochondrion; cytoplasm. The transcript has 5 exons. Lineage: Eukaryota; Fungi; Ascomycota; Sordariomycetes; Sordariales; Podosporaceae.
AUGGAGGAGAAUAUGCUCGAGUUGGACUGCACGGUGAUUACGCCGGAGUUGGUCCUCAAGACGAGCGGACAUGUGGACAAGUUUGCGGAUUGGAUGUGCAAGGAGGGGUUUAAUGUGCUGAAGGCGCGGAUUGAGCGUGGCACCAAGGGACUGACCAAAAACUCCGCCAAAUUGGACGGGGGGACUGCCGCGGAGUAUGAGAAUAUUCUUGCCCAGGUGAGCUUCUUUCUGUGGAAAUCUCGAUUUCUCCGUGUGUCGGUUGCGCUGAUCGGUAGUGCCUACGAUUUGACUGUCCACUCGGCCUACACUGGGUCCCCUUUGAUCGUCAAGGAGGCUCUCUCAGAGCCAGUUAAGGUGGAGGAGUGGCAGGCUACCCUUGACAAGAAGCUCAUCGGCCCGCGGUUCAAGAAGGAUGCCAAGCCUACUCUGGAGCGUCUGGCUUCAGAGAUUGCGGAGAAGGGUAUUGUGUCUAUCGACACUCCGGCGCUUGGUGAUGGACGGACAUCUGUGGAGUUGUCGAAGGAACUCUUGACCAUCGCCAAGGUUACCCGCGUCCAGAACACACGGGUGUACACCCCCAACGUUAUUGAGUCGUCGUUUGGCAUUGGGAGAAUCCUCUAUUGUGUCUUGAAACAGACGUAUUGGCAUAGGCCUGGUGAUGAGACCCGCGCAGUCUUGUCUCUUCCCUUUGGUGUAGCCCCCAACAAGUUAUCCGCCCGCCUUCGUUCUCUGGGGAUUUCCAACAUUGCGGACUCGCCGAGUGCCUCAAUUGGCAAGAGAUAUGCCCGGAAUGACGAAUUGGGCACGCCCCUCGGUAUCACGAUCGACUUUGACACCAUGAAGGAUGGGUCGGUAACAUUGAGGGACAGGGACUCGACGUGUCAAGUCAGGGCUUCGGAGGACGGGGUCGUUCAGGCUAUCAAGAAUAUGGUGAACGGCAUGGAGACUUGGGAGGAGGUUUCGAAGAGGCUGUCGGCAUUUGUUGGUCAGGCGGAGUAG